GGCCGACCUUUCGUAUUCGGAGCGGUUUUAGUCUGCCUUGCGCACUGCUAACCCAUCACUUCCCCGCGCUCGACCACAUAGCAUCACAGUCAAGAUGCCUUCGGAUUCUUCGCAUCUUGCUAUUGCUUCUCUUGUGCUUAGCAUCGUCUACAGCUACCCCUAUGAAUCGAUCAUGCAUUUAAGGAAAUCCCACUCCCCGGUGGCCUCCAACCGCAUCUCGCUUGUUUGGGAGAUUUGAGACAUGGCCACUUACACUUCUUUUUCUACCCUUCUAACUGGCGUCGCCCAUGCGCAAUCGUACAUCUGCCCUGCGCAUCUUGUUGAUUUGGGCUAUGCAAAGCAUGUUCCGAUUUGGACGAACGUCACUGCCACCGGCACCAAGCUGCUAAAUUACAAUAACAUUCGCUACGCGCAUACGCCUUCAGGACCGCUUCGUUUUCGAAAGCCAGAAACACCACCUACUUAUCAGAACGGUAUCCACAGCGAUAACCGGAACUCUUGGGAAACGGACUGUAUCUCUUCCGCUCCCCAGAGCGUGCCCUUUCCGUUAAUCAGUGGCUCUACUUGGGGCGGGGAAGACUGUCUGUUCCUGAACGUGAUCAAGCCCAGAAACGCAAAAGAAGGGGAUGAACUCCCGGUGCUGGAUUAGUUGGUGGGAUCUGCAGACUCUUUCGGCGGCAAAGACUGGACUGGCUUCGGCAGUGAUACAGACGGC
Paraphaeosphaeria sporulosa is the source of this 715-nucleotide messenger RNA. RefSeq lists its product as uncharacterized. Bases 242 to 649 code for a protein of 135 amino acids. The record is from RefSeq and is a predicted model, not a curated record. Lineage: Eukaryota; Fungi; Ascomycota; Dothideomycetes; Pleosporales; Didymosphaeriaceae. The transcript has a single exon.